CACACCAGGAUUUGGGAGAAAAGAACCAAAGCAAAUGCACAAACACAUUCGUGCACUCGCUCUACUUCCAGUCAAACAGCAGUCGUGCAGCAAUCACGAAAGAAAAGUGCAUGUGUGGUCACUUGUUAUUAUAAAUUCUGAACCUCAACAACAGAUGGCGGUAAUCGUCUAUCGAGUCAUUUUCCUGUCAUUUCCACCCAAGGAAGAAGAACAAUGUGGCUUCCGGCUAAACAGUAAACACAUGUGGCAGCGUUAGUUGUACACUUUAGGUGUUCCAGCAAUGACGCGAUGGGCCAGAGCCAACAACGUCCACAAACACAAACCUGCUGAGGCAACACCCUGGAGCCAACUUAGAACCAGAGGGGGAGGAGUUGGGAGGGGUCGUCCAGGCCCUUUUGGAGGUUCAGGAGGUGCUAGCUCUAGCCAUGGGCCUGGGGGUUGGGGAAGAGGUAGGGGAGGAGGGGGAGACCCUCUGAGGCGAACGCAGCUCGGCGAUGCUGGGAUUAAGAAGCCCUGUCGGAAGAAGAAAGACUACGACAAUGAGGAUGUGAACGGCUUCAUGGAAUACCUUCAGAGUGGCGGGGCUGGGACGUCCAGGGGAGGUGGAGGGGCAGGGAUGGAGGGACUCAGGGAAGAGGUAGAGACAGCCCUGAAGAAAGACAGGAGGAGAGAGGACCGGAGGAUAAAGAGACAGGAUGACAAGAAGAGCAACAUGGUGUGUUUUAACUGUAGGAAGCCUGGCCACGGGUUGGCUGACUGUCCGGAGGCGGACCGAGACGAGGAGAUGGGAAGGGACAUCUGCUACCGCUGUGGAUCCACAGAACAUGAGAUCCAACGCUGCCGCGCUAAAAUAGAUCCUGCUCUAGGGGAAUACCCAUAUGCCAAGUGUUUCAUCUGUAGUAAGACUGGCCACCUGUCCAGGUCCUGCCCAGACAACCCCAAAGGACUGUACGCCGCAGGAGGUUGUUGCCGUGUGUGUGGUUCAGUAGAGCACUUCCAGAAGGAUUGUCCUGAGCAUCAGGCUGCAUCUAACCAAGUGACCUUGGGCUGGCUGUCCAAUAACAUGAGUGCCGACCACGAGGAAGUGCAUGUGCCUGUGAAGAAAGCCCCGCCCAAACGGGCCAAGGUAGUGGUCUUCUGACCUGCCGAUCCACGCAGAGGACUCACCAGAUUGGACAGGACUGACAGCGACACAUCCCAAGACUUAAAUUCACGAAGGGCGUUCAUUCUGUCACCGUUCUCUCUCGGAGCUUUGAAAAACAACAUCCAUAGUCGGGGAAAAUGGAGAGCUGCUCUUGACUGCCAUUUUGGAAAGCGCCCUCUGUGGUCUCACACCCUGGACUCUGUGUAUAGGACUGGAAAUGAUUUGUAUGGAUGGGACUAGACUGGAGCCUGUACUGUAUACUAGCUAGCGGGUUUCUCCUGUAUCUAAAGACGUGUUUUUAUAUCUCGGUGUGUUUCAUGUUUGGUGGUGUGUUCUCUCAUCCAUCCCCAGGUGUCUGAGAAACAAAAAGGUUUAAAAAAAAAUGUAGGUUUUAUUUGCUAUUCACAGAAUUUAGUUUUGUCGUCGAGUAUCAUUAUUACUGCACGUUCACUCACAUCAACAUCUGAAAUAUUUAUUGCAAAAUUCAAUAAAUAACACCUAUAUUACA
Salmo salar (Atlantic salmon) is the source of this 1652-nucleotide messenger RNA. RefSeq names its product zinc finger, CCHC domain containing 9 (gene zcchc9). Gene Ontology annotation, molecular function: zinc ion binding; nucleic acid binding. Gene Ontology annotation, cellular component: nucleolus. The record is from RefSeq and is a predicted model, not a curated record. NCBI's taxonomy places the organism in Eukaryota, Metazoa, Chordata, Actinopteri, Salmoniformes, Salmonidae.